Molecule: messenger RNA, 516 nt
Organism: Brassica oleracea var. oleracea
Lineage: Eukaryota; Viridiplantae; Streptophyta; Magnoliopsida; Brassicales; Brassicaceae
Exons: 2
Coding region: 1-516 (171 amino acids)
Source: RefSeq, a predicted model, not a curated record
AUGGGACAAUACAGUUACAGCCAGCCAUCUUCAUCAUCAAACUCUCAAGACUUAACCUCCCUCCUUCAAGCCGAAGCUGAGAUGUACACGGCUGAAGCUGAGAUUAGUCAGUGGAAUGCAGAAGCCAUUCACUACGAACCAUCACCAGAGGGUGAUGAUGGAAUCCCCAGGACAUGCUGCUGUGGGUCGGAGCUUGGUCACGGAUAUUCCCAAACUCCUAAACAUCCAUACCGACGGUACAUUACGUGCGCCAAUGCUGAUGAUGGAGACUGCCACGUCUGGAAAUGGUGGGACGUGGCGGUGGAGGAGGAGAUGAGGGACAUUCAGACGGAGCUUAGUGAGCUUAAGGGUGAAGCCAAUGAGCGUGAGCAGAAGCUGCUCAUCCUUGAGAAGAGAAUAGGCGAGUUUACAAAGAAGAAAUCAGGAGCUAAGCUAAUGGUCUUUACCAUAGUUUUAGUAGGGUUCUUUACCAUAUUUUCAGUAGGGUUGGUGUUUCUUAUUAAUGUGCUAGGUUAA